AUGGUCGAUGAAUAUGAUGAAUCGUUUGAACUAGAUCGUACUCAGAGUCAAAUGAGUUGUAAACAAACAAAUGUUUGUAUUAAAAAAAUAAAAUCUGAUCAAGAUGAAUUUGAAAAAUUGCUUCAAGAAACCAAACAAUUACUUGAAGAUAUACAUUAUAUAAGUUAUAAUGGAGAACUUCUAUGGAGAAUUGAAGGUUUUACUCAGAAAUUUGCUGAAGCUCAAUCUGGAAAACAAACAUCAAUUGUAUCACCAUUAUUAUAUUCAUCACAAAGCGGUUAUAAAAUGCGUGCUUCUUUAUUUUUAAAUAGAAAUGGUGAUGCACAAGGUACACAUAUGUCUAUGUAUAUCAUUCUUUUCAAAGGAGAAUAUGAUGCUAUUCUUUCAUGGCCAUUUAAUAUUCCAAUAAUAUUUUGUUUUAGUUUUCAAAGACCAAUUUCCGAAAAGAAUAUUGCUAGUGGUAUAUCAAAAUUUUGUCCAUUGACAAUUAUUAAUAAACAAAUGAAUAAUUAUGUUCAAAAUGAUGAAAUAUUUAUUAAAAUUACAGUCGAUUCUCAUGAUACACCUAGACAACUUUUACCAGAGAUAUUAAAACUUAAUCCUGGAUUUUCGGAACACAUGCAAGAAGAUAAAAAACGCGCAAAAUAUGAUCUAUAUAAACAAGUUCGAAAAGCACUUGAUGCAGUAAAGAAACAAAGUGAUCAAGAAGGUAAUAUAUAUAGUCCAUCUAAUUUUUCUAAUAGUCGUAUUUCAGUUAAAGUGCAACCAAAAGGUCUGAAAUUUUCACCAUAA
Molecule: messenger RNA, 792 nt
Organism: Rotaria sordida
Lineage: Eukaryota; Metazoa; Rotifera; Eurotatoria; Philodinida; Philodinidae
Source: the annotation of a GenBank genome assembly